AUGACGGAACCCGAAAGCUUUGACGACGAGCUAUUUGCUGACCUUUAUAACGAUGAUGAACCCAGUAGCAAGCCGCCGCGCGAUUCUGAGACUGACCAGAACACGGCAGCGCAGCCUGCGUCCGAAACCAAGAACGACCAUGCCGAGGCUGCCGGACAAGAACAAAGCCACAAUGGGGAUGCCAAAGAUGAAGAAGAGGAAGAGGAUGACGAGGACGACAUUGACUUCAACCUGGGGAAUGGGCCCUCCACUACACUGACACACCACGAUAACAAUAACCACAAUGAGCACCGUGACCAGAAAGAUGACCACGGUGUGAAGCCGACACACAGCGGCCCCCCGGCACCAGUAAGCCAUUCAAAGGGGCCCAAUGCUAAGGAAGACGGGUAA
Thermothelomyces thermophilus ATCC 42464 is the source of this 390-nucleotide messenger RNA. RefSeq lists its product as uncharacterized. NCBI's taxonomy places the organism in Eukaryota, Fungi, Ascomycota, Sordariomycetes, Sordariales, Chaetomiaceae. The transcript is spliced from 2 exons. The coding region runs from base 1 to 390 and encodes 129 amino acids. The record is from RefSeq and is a predicted model, not a curated record.